AUGUCGUUCUGCCCGGAUCGGGUGGUGUCGCUGCUGCUCUCGGAGUUUGGCACCAACCACCAGGGAUGCUUCGAGGCCUCGCAGCACGAGCGCAUGAUUGCCGCCUCGUUUUCGCGGAUAUUGCGGUGUAAAAGUAUGGAAAUCGGGCAUCGGCGUAUUUCGGAUCCGGGCGACGAUCGGGUGCCGGCGAUGAAGAGGAUGCGGUUGCCGGACUACUCUUCCGGCGCCACGAACAUCACCUUCCAGCAGCACAAGAUCACCCGGGAGGAACGCGCCGAUAUUUUGGGUAAGCACACUGGCUUCCGCGGCUGCACUAUCUGGUUCACCGGGCUUUCCGGGGCUGGCAAGACCACCGUCGCUUUUGCCCUGGAAAAGGCGUUGACACAGCUCGGCCUACCAUGCUACGGUCUCGAUGGGGACAACGUGCGCCACGGACUCUGCAAGAACCUCGGAUUCUCGAUGAACGAUCGCUCAGAGAAUAUUCGACGUGUUGCAGAGGUAGCCAAGCUCAUGGCCGACGCCGGUAUGGUCUGUCUCGCCUCGUUCAUCUCCCCAUUCCGCUCCGACCGCGAGCAGGCCAGGAAAAUCCACGAGGCUGAGGGUCUCCGUUUCAUCGAAGUCUACGUCAACACGCCACUCGAAAUUUGCGAGGACCGCGACCCGAAAAAGCUGUACAAAAAGGCGCGCGCCGGCGAGCUGCCCGGCUUCACGGGGAUCGACUCGGCGUAUGAGCCGCCGGAGAGGCCAGAUUUGCUGGUCGAGUCCGGAAAGCUGUCCGAAGCCGAAUCAGCCCACUCCGUGCUUCGCUACCUCCACGAGGAGGGGAUUCUGCCGCAGAAGGCGAUGGACCAGUUGGUGACGGACCCAGUUCGGGAGCUGUUCGUUCAGCCAUCGGUUAGGGGGCAGCUUGAGGCUCAUGCUCAGACGCUGGCCAAGGUUGAGCUGCAGCAAAUUGAUGUCCAGUGGCUUCAGGUCCUCUCUGAAGGCUGGGCCACCCCUCUAGGCGGCUUCAUGCGUGAGCGACAGUACCUUCAGUCCCUCCACUUCGGCCAGCUCCUCGACCUCAAACACAAGUGCGCCUUCCCCGGCGACAACGACGAUGGCGCUCAGGACCCGUACCCGGUGCUGGAUUCCGUUAAUCAAUCCGUGCCUAUCGUGCUCCCGAUUACUGGGGAGCAAAAGGAGAUGAUUACGGCGAAGGACGGCACCAUCCUCAAGGAGGUCGCCCUCAUCUACAACGGAAAGGUGUUGGCCAUCCUCAAGGACGGCGAGGUGUUCGACCACCGUAAGGAGGAGCGCGUCUGCCGCCAAUUUGGAUGCGCUGACGCCCGCCACCCGACCAUCGACCUGAUCAAGAAGAGCGGCGACUUCUGCCUGGGCGGAGAUCUCCAGGUGCUUGAUCGCAUCCAGUACAGCGACGGACUGGACAACUACCGUAAGACGCCCAACGAGCUGCGUCGCGUGUUUGAUGACAAGGGCGCAGAUGCGGUGUUCGUCUUCCAGCUGCGCAACCCGAUCCACAAUGGGCACGCGUUGCUGAUGAGGGACACGAGAGAGAAGCUGCUGAAGAAGUACAAGAACCCAAUGCUCCUGCUCCACCCCCUCGGCGGCUGGACCAAGGACGACGAUGUCCCACUUCCAGUCCGAAUCGAGCAACACCGAGCCGUCAUCGAGGAAGGUGUGCUCGACCCCAGCUGGACCGAGCUGGCCAUCUUCCCCUCGCCGAUGAUGUACGCCGGGCCGACGGAGGUGCAAUGGCACGCGAGGGCAAGAAUUGCAGCUGGUGUACACACGUAUAUCGUCGGAAGAGAUCCGGCUGGGAUUCAGAAUCCGGAGAAUGGGGACUUCCUCUACCAUCCUGAGCAUGGGGCAAAGGUUCUCUCAAUGGCCCCCGGUCUCUCCCACCUCUCCAUCCUUCCAUUCCGUGUGGCCGCCUACGACAAGCCGGCCCAGCGGAUGUCGUUCUUCGACCCGAAGAGGAAGGAUGACUUUGAGUGGAUCUCCGGCACUAAGAUGCGCACGCUGGCCCGUACCGGCCAGACCCCUCCCGACGGCUUCAUGGCGCCGAAAGCGUGGAGCGUCCUGGCGAACUACUACAAGAAGCUCGCCCAGCAGAACGGGCAGAAA
Mesorhabditis spiculigera is the source of this 2127-nucleotide messenger RNA. NCBI's taxonomy places the organism in Eukaryota, Metazoa, Nematoda, Chromadorea, Rhabditida, Rhabditidae. The record is from the annotation of a GenBank genome assembly.